AUGUCGAAGCGACUGAGGGUGCGACCAAGGCCUCCAUUGCCUGCGCGGCCUCUCUUAUACGCUCUAUCCCCGUCUGUCACUGACGUGCUCGACCUGCAACGCGAGCUGCACAAUGCCAUCUUUGGUGCUAGCAGAUCCGUCUCGGUCGUGGAUGGCAGGGCUGCUUCUCCAAUAGUGCAUGCCACAACCAUACCGCAGAAUCUGCGACUCUCCAUCGAUGGCUUUGAGGUGUUUGGCAAUCCGCAACAAGUGCUGAGAGAGGGGGACACCAUUGAGUGAGUGGCAAGUCGAAGAGGUGUCAUAUGCUGGGAGCGACAUGGGCUGAUGCUUCCGCCUGGCUCAAUCUUGCAGCGUAUUUGUCGUAGAUGGUGUUGCCGAUGAGAGUUCCUUCUUUGCUGGACAGAAUGGCACGCCUGUCCCUCUCGCACCUCCUUCAGCACCACUAGCAGUACCCUUCUUUGAGGAUUCGGCCGCACGCUCAUCUGCCAAGCGCCACAGGGAGUAUGACGCUCAGCAACGCUCUUCCGCGGCUGCUGUGUACUCAGCAGCCGAUGACCAGGCUACUUCCAGCGGCAGCAAACGAGUCAAAGAAAGUUCUGGGCCGGAGGACGAUGCAAAGGAUGUCACUGCCCUGACCAAGACGCAACGACGUGCUCUGCAACGAAAGAGUCAGCGACAGGCGAUCAAGGACAGUCAUUUGCAACAGCAAGCAGAUGCGUCAGUAGAUCUGUCGGGUAAUCUAACAGGGUCGGAGCAACACAGUAAAGCCGACGAGGAACUGCUCGAGUCUGCGGAGCGCGUAGCAGAUCGAAUCAGAGCACGAUUUGGUAAUGAUCGAUCCGAAGCGCAAGACGAGCUCGAGCGGCAGGAGGGAUCGGAAGAAGGUGAUGCGAUGUCAAUAGAUGAUUUGCCAAGAAUGGAGCCCUCUGUAAGUCGUGGAAACCAGCCAGCAUCGGACAGGAAAAGUACAACGACGAUGCCUCUUCCACCGCUGGGUCUUGGCGCGGUGGGCCUUGCGCGCUCGCUAGGCACUACCGGCGCAGCCAUGCUUGCUUUCGAUGCACGCAAAGCAGGUCGUUUCGCACAGAUGCAGCCGCCAAAAGCUGGGAUGGGAGCUGCCCUCCCUUUAGAUGCCGCGCUUCCUGUCCAGGUUGAGAGCAGCGGCAGCGACAGCUCCGCAUCAAGCAGCACCAACAGCACCAACACUUUCACUUCAUCAUCUUCAGCGACCACUCCUGUACCGCGCAAAGACUCGAGCAAACCCAAGCCAUCUGUAAAGCCAAACGGUGGACCGUGGGUAAAGCCAGGGGAGGGUAAGGCUAAGACGCAAGCCAAAAACGCAAAGCGUCGCGCGAAGCAGCGCGAGGAGCUUUUCAAGACAAGGCGGGAGGAAUUCGAAGCUUUACAGAAGAGGCUCGCGCUAGGGCUACCAAGGCCUACAGAAAUCGAAGUGCAAGCUGGCCCCUCCAGGCCAACGCAUGCAACAUCAGGCGACAUGCAGCCUACGUCCAGCGAGCUCACCUCUGAUGAAUCAGAGUCAGACUCUAGUAGUGACUCUGACUCCGACGAGACGUCGAGCUCAUCCACCAACUCUGAGAGCGCCUCGGGCGAAGAUCCAGAUUCCUCCUCUGACGUCAGUGAAAUCGAAUCCAACGCCUCCACUUCCUCGUCAGACACGUCUUCGAAUCUCAAAACACCCGGCUGGAAUUUGUCUACUACGAGCUCCGUCCUAGCUCAACUGCCUUCAAAACCAGCUCCGCAAGCCUCUGCGCCCUUGGAGCUUCCGCCGGGCGGCGGUCUGCUCGGCAUGGAAGACGACGUUGAGAUGGAAGAUCUGGACGACAACAGCGUGGCCGGCCCUUCUGUGCUCCCACAGAGCUCCCUUGAGGAAGUGGCCCGCAGAAUGCUGCGCAGGCGCGUCAACACCAGGCGAGGUCCGCUGGCUUCUCAUGCCAUCACUAACAGCAUUUCGGCCAGGUUCAGAGCGGCGGUUGACGCGGGUGAGAGCGCCGACGUAGCACCAGCCGACGCUUCAGGAAUGCCACCCUCAUCGCAAUCGGUGACACCGUCAAUCUCGACUGCGGUGGCCAGUACAACCUCGUCAGAAACGCCGCGAAGAGCUCCGCCGCUGCCGUCUGCGCAGCCAUUGCCACCUGGUGUUCGUGUCAAGUCGCUCGACUGCACCCAGUGGUACGACAUGGCGUGGAGCUCUGGAUGGCCAGAUGGAUGGUACUCUACAUGUAGCGACGAGCCGCUUCCGGAGACCACCGAAGCGGCGACUGUGCCCGACGACGACGUGGACGUUGUUGCCGACGAUUUCGCAAGAAAUGAAGAAUUUCGGGCACAAGAGGAAUGGGCAAGGUUGCAGGCGCAAGCACGAGCGGCGACCGACGUUGCUUUGCAACAAGAAAAGGAUGCAGAAACACAGAAGCCACCAAAGUUCUCUCAGACAGCUGCUACUGCUGGUGAUACACAGCAAACGCAGCAUCAGGCACCUGCGGCGACGACGAUACACAAUGCCGAGGUGCUGGCGUCAGGCUUGCCCUCUGCCCUAGACACUGUCAGCCCUCAACAAGCUAGCGCUAUUGCGCUGGACAUCUCCGAUGCGACAAACGCAGCUACACUACAACGUCUGAGCGCUCCCACUACGAGUGUUCCAGCGCUCAAAGUUGCAUUGUCGCCCCCUGGGGGACACUCUUCACUUCCGUUGGCAUCUCCUUUGCACUUGUCUCCUUCUAGCAUGCACCUGUCAUCCAAAGUUGCUCUUUGUAUAGAGCCGAUGGCAGCUACCGCCCCAUUGUUCGAGGGCAGCGGACAACAUAGGCAGACGCAGACAUCACCUCGCGCAACGCCAGAGCCCGGCUCUGCCGUCUCUCCGAGAGACGGACGACGAUCGGUUGACACAAGUCGUGCUAGUAAAGAUCGGUCGCCGAGGGAGCAUCGUUCCCGAGGGGAAGAGCGUGAAAGGGAUCGGCACUCGUCGAGAGACUAUCGACACGACAGAGAAGACCCAACAAGGAGCGAGCGUUACCGUAGCGACUAUGGGUGCAGGGAAGCAACACUAGACGAGCGCGGCUCGUCGCGUCACUCAAAGUCAAUAUACGAAGACCGCCGAAGAAGUGUAGGAUACUCUGCAAGGGACGGUGCGCGUCCCAGGGAUGACUACGAUGUCAAGUAUGCCAGCCGUACGUGGGAGGAUGAUCGCUACCGGCUAGCGCGAUCUCCACGAGAAUCAUCGACUUAUCGACCGCGCAAUGAGGAUCGACAGGACGACAUUCGCUACUCUCGCUACUAUGACCGCAAGAAGAGCCAGGAUAACGAGAAGGGACGCAGUGCGAGUGAAGCAUCGCGUGUCUCACCUGACAAAAGUUGCAGAGAAUCUAGCAGCCGGCUGUCAGAGACCAAAGUGGCCCCUCCCUCACCUCCCAAAAGCCCGCGUCUACAUCGUGCCGCUCUGCGUGAAGCUCGGAUUCCAUCAAAUGUCAGUACUUCCCAUGACCUGCGUCCCUCAGCACUACCGCAUGCUCCGAAGAUCAUCUCCGAGGGCCAAAGCGCAAAUUCGACGCUUCAAAAGAUUCCGACUGGCCCUAAAGGCACAGCUACAACGGCUCGGGCAAGCGCCGCACCGACCCGCAAGUACAAAGAUAUUGACCAUGCCAAAGCGGAGGUGGCGAGCAAGGACUCUUCGCGCUCAUUUGCUUAUAUGAAUCUGGAUUACGGCAGCCCGGAACCCGGGGAGAUUGUCGAACAGAGGGCCAAGGAAGUGACGCCUGUCCAGAAUGAAACUUCGCCUAAGUCGAGCGUGCCAGAACAGCCGAAUGGCAGCACCGAGCAGGAGGCAAACAUUGCACGCGAACAGACUCAGCCGGCUGCCAAACAGCCUGGUCCAGUCAGUUCCAGCGCACCAGCCGCAUCGCUACCUCUUGACGUGCUGCGCCUUCGAGAGAUGGCGCUGGCUUCGCGAAAGAAGCGAUGA
Molecule: messenger RNA, 3976 nt
Organism: Ceraceosorus bombacis
Lineage: Eukaryota; Fungi; Basidiomycota; Exobasidiomycetes; Ceraceosorales; Ceraceosoraceae
Source: the annotation of a GenBank genome assembly